Paramecium tetraurelia is the source of this 2315-nucleotide messenger RNA. RefSeq lists its product as uncharacterized. Gene Ontology annotation, molecular function: GTPase activator activity; zinc ion binding. The record is from RefSeq and is a predicted model, not a curated record. Lineage: Eukaryota; Ciliophora; Oligohymenophorea; Peniculida; Parameciidae. Gene Ontology annotation, biological process: intracellular protein transport; endoplasmic reticulum to Golgi vesicle-mediated transport; COPII-coated vesicle cargo loading. Gene Ontology annotation, cellular component: COPII vesicle coat; endoplasmic reticulum exit site. The transcript has 4 exons.
AUGCAACAACCUCAACCUCAAGCAUAACAGUAGCAAAUCCAACCACUCGAUUUUUAUUAGGAAGAAUACAAGGAUGCUGUAAGAUUUUCUUGGAACACAUUGCCGGCAACUAAAUUGCAGAGUACUAGAGCCAUCGUUCCAAUGGGAUGUCUAUAUUCGCCUAUGAAGGACUUGGAAUCACUCGUAUUAGUAUAGUAUUCUCCCCUUUAUUGUAAAUGUGGUGCGAUCUUGAAUCCAUACAAUCAGAUAGAUUUUAGAAAUAAACAAUGGACAUGUGUGUUUUGUUCUUCUAAAAAUGCAUUUCCUAAACAUUAUGCUGAUCACAUCACUGAAACUCAAUUGCCAGCCGAAUUAAAGAAGACUAGCACAACCAUGGAAUAUAUCUUAUCUAACCAAUAAGCUGCCCCAACCACUUUCCUUUACAUCAUCGACACUUGUAUACCCUAAGAGGAUUUGUAAGCCAUCAGAGACUCUAUUUAACAGAGUUUGUCAAUCAUUCCUCCAGACUCCUAAGUUGGACUCAUCACAUUUGGAAGGAAUGUGUUCGUGCAUGAACUUGGAUUUUAAGAAUGUCCUAAAUGCUAUAGUUUUAAGGGAUCAAAAGAUUAUACAACCUAAUAGAUAUUGGAGAUGCUAUAGGUGAGUACAAAGCCAGAGAUUCUGAAGAGAUUCUUGGUUCCCUUAAAUGAAUGUGAAUUUUCAUUCAACUCUAUUUUGGAUGAUCUUUAAUGUGACCCAUGGCCAUCACAACCAGGAGAGAGAGAAGUCAGGGCUAAUGGAUCGGCAUUGAAAAUUGGAUCGACAUUAGUCGAGAGUGCUACUCAAUUCUCUAAAAUUCUCUUUUUCGUUGGGGGACCUUGUACAAUAGGUCCAGGUUAGGUAGUAGGAUUGAAAUUAGAAGAGACUAUCCGAUCUUAUUUGGAUAUAUAAAAGGAUAAUCCUAAUACAUAAUACUUAUAGAAGGCAAAGAAGUUUUUUAAUGAAAUUGCUUAGAGAGCCAUAAAAGCUAACAUGACAGUUGAUAUAUUCGCAUUUACAUUAGAUUAAUUUGGUCUAUUGGAGAUGAAAUAAUUAGCAGAGAAAACAGGUGGAGUUGUUGUUAUGCAAGAAAAGUUUGAUUCUGACAUGUUCAAGGAAACUUAUAAAAAACUCUUUGAUAAAGAUGCUUCUGGUUUUCUUAAGAUGGGAUUUGGAUCAAAAAUAGAUAUGUUUAUAUCAAAAGACCUCAAGGUGCAAGGAGGAGUUGGACCAUGCAUUUCAUUAAAAAAGGGAGGUCCUAUGGUAUCUGAAGUAUCUUUAGGAGAAGGUGGAACUACAAGUUGGUAUUCAGGUGGUCUGGAUAGAAAUUCAACGAUAUUAUUUAUGUUUGAUUUAUCACCCACAAAGGACACUUCCUUUUCACAAUGUGCUUACAUACAAUUUGUUACUAUGUAUAGACACUCAAGCAGAUUGUAAAGAUUGAGAGUGACUACAAUACAAAGAAGAUUUGCAGAUCACAAUAAUAUUAUGGACAUGAUCAGAGGAUUUGAUUAAGAAGCUGCUUGUGUUACUAUGGCAAGAGUAGGUAUUUUGAAAGCAGAAUCUGAAGAAUCAAUUGAAGUCUUAAAAUGGCUAGAUAGAUCUCUAAUUCGAGUUGUUGCCAGAUUUGGAUCAUAUCGUAAAGAUGAUGUGAGUUCAUUCAGAUUCCCAUAAGAAAUGAUGAUGUAUCCAUAAUUUAUGUAUCAUCUCCGAAGAUCUCAUUUCAUUACUACUUUUGGUGCUUCACCAGAUGAAACCACGUUCUAUAGAGCUUCUUUAUCUCGAGAGUGUGUUCAAAAUGCUUUAGUUAUGAUCCAACCUGCUUUGUUGUAAUAUACAAUUGAUGAUCCAGUUGCUAAUGCUGUCAAUUUGGAUAUUCAAAGUAUGAAACCUGAUGUGGUAUUACUUUUGGAUACCUACUUCAAUGUUGUUGUGUGGUAUGGGGAACAUGUUCAAAAAUGGAUUGAGGAAGGCUAUUAUGAUAAUCCUGAAUAUGAAUAUAUAAAAGAGUUGAUUGAUUCUCCCAAUUCAGAUGUCCAGUAUAUUCUAGAAGAUAGAUUCCCAGUGCCUAAGUUGAUCAAAACUUAUUUUGGACAUGGGCAAGAGAGAUAUUUGAAAAGUCGAGUGAAUCCCUCAGUUAAUACAGUCUAAAACGAAAAUGUUGAAAGUGGUAAUUACAUAACAGAUGAUGCCAGUCUUAAAGUAUUUACAGACCAUCUUAUUCGUUUAGCUGUAUAAACUGUAUAAUGAAUAUAUCACAUAUAAAAUAAUUGAAAUUGUUCAAUAAUUAUUAUAAA